Vigna radiata var. radiata (mung bean) is the source of this 729-nucleotide messenger RNA. Its product is annotated as oil body-associated protein 2A-like. The transcript has 4 exons. The record is from RefSeq and is a predicted model, not a curated record. Lineage: Eukaryota; Viridiplantae; Streptophyta; Magnoliopsida; Fabales; Fabaceae. Bases 30 to 554 code for a protein of 174 amino acids.
AGGAGACUGAGUUAAACUUGCAAUAUUUAAUGGCCUUCACGGACAAGUCACCGGAACCGACCCCGACGAAGGGUCCGGAACCAACUCCGGGAAAGGCGAUGGAAGUGGGACAACACAUGAUCGACAAGGGUGCAAUGGUGAUACAGUCAUUGGAGCCAAUAAAGCAGAUUAGUCACCACGCGUGUUCCUUCAAUUGCAAUGAUGCGCCGUCUACGAUUCCGAUGAAUCAAAUGCUCGUCUUCUUGGAACAUAAACUUUGGCAUUCUCAUGUUUAUGAGGUCAAAUCGGGUCUCUGGGUGAACCCUAGAGUUCCAGAGCUUAUUGGGAAACUGAAGCUGGAAAACCUAGCCAAACUUACGGCAAAUUCUGGUGUACGUGAUAGGUUGACAGAGGGGACAUGCUUCCUAUUGGUGAUUUGCACUAAUGAUGUCUCCACACUGUCUCCACAAGCAGUAAGUCCUGGUUUGGUGAGGGCAGAGCUGGUGCGUGAGAGGGAUGCCAAGUACAGUAUUUCCUCAGAGAGCCUGAAAAGCUCAAAGGGUGGAGAUUCCUGAUCCAGAGAUGAUCAACCCCUUGGCUGACUACUAGAAGCAGCAUGGUAAAGGAUUUGCCAUUGAAUCGACGAGACUUAGAUCAAGUUGAGGGCACCUUUUCCUUGACUCACUCAACAUACCAACUCUUUCUCUCAUUUUCUUAGCUAAUAAAUCAGAGUUAUUAAAUUUUACAUUU